Messenger RNA from Aaosphaeria arxii CBS 175.79, 973 nucleotides. RefSeq lists its product as uncharacterized. Bases 89 to 973 code for a protein of 294 amino acids. The transcript has a single exon. Lineage: Eukaryota; Fungi; Ascomycota; Dothideomycetes; Pleosporales. The record is from RefSeq and is a predicted model, not a curated record.
UGACAACUUGACUAUGUUUUGAGGCGUAUGGGUAUUCACCUGUGGCGAUAGUCCAUCUGAUCCUGGCACAUGCUCCACAAAGAAAUUAAUGAUGUACAACGCCCCCAAAAAAAGCCGAUUGAGAAACCCACAUUGUUCACCCACCUGGUACAUUCAUGAACAUAACACUGCCGGCGAUAAGUAUAUUCCAUUGGAACCGACAUUGAAAACCCACAUGCACCACAGUAACUCCGCCAUGUCAUCCCGCGGUACAGUCGUCCCUCCAGAAGGCAGCUUUCUGUCGUCAACAAACGGCCUUCCUGCCGACGAACAUAAACAUGCCCAACACCGACACAAGGUAUCGGAACUGUACCGAAGCUCUGGUACAGCGAGCCUAGACGUCAAUCUGUCCGUUCCCAGUCGCUCCUCCUGCUCAACUACUCCAUCCAUCCCGCGUCGAUCUACACACAGCACAAUUGACACAAAAUCCAGCACUAGGCUCCAACGCACACAGGACCAACGGGUGAGUGGUUCGCAGGUGGCGUAUGCGACGAGGAAGGCUCUGAGUACUUCAUUUGACUUUACUGAUGGGUCUUGUGAUGAAAGAGAAGUACCGCAGGAACGUGUUUUGAAUUCACGCGACCGCAGUCUAGCUGGGUCCACCGUUGAAAUGCUCAUGCAAAGCUCCCAGGAUCAUAGAGACUCGGGGUAUGUCUCGAACUGCAAUGAUGCAUAUUCUGAGCGUUCGUGUGACCCCUCGGACGACUACGGUAGGCCACGCAUCAUCCACGACCUGCUCGAUCGGGGGCACGAUGGUGUCGUGGAUAUGGUGCAACAUGUGAAGGCAUAUCGAGAUGCGUACGGCCCCCACUCCCACCGUAAACCACCAGUGUAUUAUGAGACUGGGGACGAGAAACGCAAGCCAGUUGCGCUAAUGACGGCAGCUGUCACGCCUUGUCAGAGUAGAUUUAGCUGGGAUGACGAUUCUGGUUGA